Molecule: messenger RNA, 1833 nt
Organism: Dovyalis caffra
Lineage: Eukaryota; Viridiplantae; Streptophyta; Magnoliopsida; Malpighiales; Salicaceae
Source: the annotation of a GenBank genome assembly
AUGGAGUCACCUGAACGUUCGAGUCGUAGUUAUGCGAAACGGGAUGUAGAAGAUAGCUCAGAUGUCAAGAGUGAUAGGGGUGGGGAUGAUGAGGAAUGGGAUGGAAGUGAUAAGAGGAAACACAGGUCUAGCAAGUCUAGGAAGUCCACCAAUGGGGAGGAAGCAGAAGGAUUUGAUGGGAGUGGGAGAAGGAGAAGUUCUGGUGGGGACAGGAAUGAUAGUCGUAAGAGGUCAGGUGGUGGUGGUGCGUCCAGUAAAGUGGGUAGUGAUGAAGAUGAUUAUGAGACAAGAAAAGAGAUGCGUUCUAAGCAAUUGAAGAAAAAACAAGAGGAAAGUAGUUUGGAAAAGUUAAGCAGUUGGUAUCAGGAUGGAGAAUUAGACAACAAGCAGAGUGGAGGAGACAAGUCUGUUACUAAAGGCCAUGGUCGGCUGGACGAAAGCGAGAGAAGGAAAAUUACAUCAAAGAUCUCAGAAUAUGAGAGUUCCCGCACGGCAAGUAAAAGUAAAGAAGAAAGAUCCUAUGACGGAGAGAAUGAGAAGGUCUUAGAUAGAGAUUCUAGAUAUUCAGAAAGGAAGGAUAGCAGCCGAGAGAAAGGUCACAGUUCUGCUGAGACAGUGAAAAACUCAAGGAGAAGGUGGGAUGAAUCUGACUCCAACAGAAAAGCUGAAGAAAAUCUUCCUGAAAAGCCUGAUCUCAGAAGUGGAAAGGUGUCUGAUUCCAAGUACGAGUCUAAAGAAAGAAGUGUCAGAAAUGAACCCAGUGAGAGUAAAAGCAAGGGUUUGGAUUCAAAUAGUGAAAAGGGUGUCAAAACUAGCAACAGAGAUGACAGAAGAGCUGAUGGAGAGAGGGAGAAGUAUAAGAGUAAAAGCAGGUCAGAAGCUGCUGAAGAAGAUAAUAGGGCUAGUCCUGUUACCCGUGAAGAUAGAUCAGGUCGGGAGAAAAUUGAGAAGCACAGAGAGCAGAGAACUCCUACCAGAAGAGAUGUUGCUGAAAGCCGCGAAAGGUCCUUCAAUGCAGAUGAAGAUGGAAACACAUGGACAAGAGAUAAAAGUGCACGAGAAGUAGGGCGCUCUAACAGGUCCAGGACUCCUGACAAGAGCGCUAGGCGUCAUCAAGAAUCUCAACAUUCUGAAAUAGAGUAUGAAAGAAAUGUUGACACGAGACGGAAGGAUCAAGAAAAGGAUGGCUACAGGGAUGAUAGAUCAAAAGCCAGGGAUGAGAGCUGGAAUGACAGGAAUAGGGAUCGGGAAAGUUCCAAAGAGAACUGGAAAAGAAGGCAACCCUCUGGUAAUGAUAGAGAGCCAAAAGACGGUGACAUUGCUUAUGAUCGUGGAAGGGACUGGGAGCCAAGACAUGGUCGUGAAAGGAAUGACAAUGAAAGGUCUCAUGGUCGAAGCAGGGGUGAAGCUGUGAAAACAUCAUCAAAUUUUGGGAUUUCAAAUGAUAAUUAUGAUGUGAUAGAGGUCCCGCUUGAUCACGGACGACCAGAUUCUAGAUCCAGCUUUGCUAGGAGGAUUGAGGCCAGCCAGCAGUCUGAUGGAAAAUCAGCACCAAACACUGAAGAGUGGGCAUACAUGCAAGAUGAAAGGGGAAGAAGGAAUGACUCACCUUUUUUGGAGACUCAAAGGAAAAGUAUAUGGAUGAUGAUGCACUUCUGCGAGAUCCGAGUUCUUGGAGGGAUGACAUUGAGUAUCAGGGAGGGAAAGGAAGAGGCCAAAAAGGGGCCAUGCCAGGCCGUGGCGCUGGCGGUCAAAGCUCUAGCAGUGGUUCACAGCCUCCAUAUGGAAACCAGGAUUCAGGCUCCUUUGGCAGAGGUCCUCCACAGGGAGUAA